AUGGCGUACUACCCCGAUUGGGCAGCACCCACGUUCCCGCCGGAGAAGAUCGAUUUCGGCCGCUUUGAUUGGAUAGACUUUGCUUUCGCUCUCCCGGACCAGAACUACAACCUCACCUGGGACGAGCCGAGCUCUGCCCCGGGCCUACUCUCGCGCCUCGUCUCUGCCGCGCAUCGCAGCGGUAAGAAGGUCAAGCUAAGCGUUGGCGGCUGGACCGGGAGCAAGUACUUCUCUCCAGCAGUCUCGGAUGCCGAUAGCAGACAGACGCUUGCGGCGAACAUCCUGGCGCUGUACCGGGAGUUCGACCUCGAUGGCAUCGACAUCGACUGGGAAUAUCCCGCGCAGGAUGGCCUAGAUGGGAAUGAGGUUUCCCCAGAUGACAGCGCCAACUUCCUUUCGUUCCUGCAGCUGCUUCGGACCACACUGCCCCCGACGUCUAAAAUAAGCGCCGCCGUGCAAACCGUACCGUUCGCGGAUGCAAACGGCAAUCCACUCGGGGAUGUGUCUGAUUUUGCAAAAGUCCUCGAUUGGGUGCUUAUCAUGAACUAUGAUACGUUCGGCUCGUCGAAUACCCCCGGUCCUAACGCACCGCUGAGCGAUGCCUGCCACAACUCGACGCAGCCCAGCUCGAACGCGGCGGCAGCCCUCGGCGCCUGGACUGCAGCCGGCUUCCCGGCGUCCCAGCUCAUCCUGGGCGUUCCAUCGUACGGCUACAUCUCGCAAUCCGACGCGACCCGGCUCCGUGCUCGCGCGCAGGACUUUGCGUCCGAAGCGAAGCCGCUUCCCGCGACACGUCGCAAGACGCGCUCUCGUGACCGAGGGACUCGGCACGCACGCCGUCGGGCGUCUGCCCGGGAUUGGCCAGGCGCGUUUCGGGUGCUCGCCGAGGCGGGUCCCGCGAUCCAGGCGACCAACGACGAUGGCGGGACGGACGACGGGCAGGUGCAGUUCCGCUCGCUGAUCGCGCAGGGGAUCCUGCAGUACGCGCCGCAGGACGACGACGGGGGUGGUGGUGGCGGCGGUGGCGGUGACAACGGCACGAGCGCGGCGCCGACGCGGAUGACCGUGGAUGGGCAGGAGUUCGACAGCCUGUAUGAGGGCUGGAGCGGCUUCACGCGAUACUGGGACGAGUGCUCGAGCACGCCGUUCCUGCGGUCGGGGGCGGCGGACCAGGUGGUGACGUAUGACGACCCGCUGUCCCUGGGCCUCAAGGCGGCGUUCGCCCGGCAGUCGGGGAUGCUCGGCGUGAAUAUGUUCGAUGUGCAUGGGGACACGGACCAAUGGGACCUGACGGAUGCGCUCAGGAAAGGUCUUGGCGUGUCCUGA
Postia placenta MAD-698-R-SB12 is the source of this 1326-nucleotide messenger RNA. RefSeq names its product glycoside hydrolase family 18 protein. Gene Ontology annotation, cellular component: extracellular region. Bases 1 to 1326 code for a protein of 441 amino acids. The transcript has 3 exons. The record is from RefSeq and is a predicted model, not a curated record. Gene Ontology annotation, molecular function: chitin binding; chitinase activity. NCBI's taxonomy places the organism in Eukaryota, Fungi, Basidiomycota, Agaricomycetes, Polyporales, Adustoporiaceae. Gene Ontology annotation, biological process: carbohydrate metabolic process; chitin catabolic process.